UAAAAGAUAUUAUCGAGAGCAAAUCAUUGUCAGAAUCGAUAGAAAUGGAAAUAUUUCAAUCUUUUUUCCCCCAAAUUUUAAACCAUUAAAAUCCAGAGCAGGGAAGAACCUUAUCUACAGCCCAAGUUCCUAGCAUCCCUCAGUACCUUCACCCUCUUUCACCCCCCAGAUGCUGGCACUGUCCUCUGACUCCUUCUCUUCGACUCUGAACCACAAAUGUCAGUACCAAUUCGAAACCCCACUUGGGUCUCCAAGCGAAGGCUUCUCGAGCAGAAGAUCUCAGACCUCCAUAGAUGCUCUAGCCUCAACCAAGUAAAGCAAAUUCAUGCCCAGGUCCUCAAAGCUAAUCUCCAUCGGGAAUCUUUUGUGGGGCAGAAGCUCAUUGCUGCAUUCUCUCUCUGUCGCCAGAUGACGCUGGCUGUCAAUGUUUUUAAUCAAAUUCAAGACCCAGAUGUGCUUUUGUAUAAUACUUUGAUUAGAGCACACGUUCGGAACUCGGAGCCAUUGCUGGCGUUUUCGGUUUUCUUUGAAAUGCAGGAUAGUGGGGUGUGUGCGGAUAAUUUCACGUACCCGUUUCUUUUAAAGGCGUGUUCGGGGAAGGUUUGGGUGCGGGUAGUGGAAAUGAUCCAUGCCCAAGUGGAAAAAAUGGGGUUUUGCUUGGAUAUUUUUGUGCCCAAUUCGCUUAUUGAUAGUUACUUCAAGUGUGGUUUGGAUGGCGUUGCUGCGGCGAGGAAGGUGUUUGAGGUGAUGGCGGAGAGAGAUACUGUUUCCUGGAAUUCGAUGAUUGGAGGGUUGGUGAAAGUGGGCGAGUUGGGGGAAGCUCGGAGGUUGUUUGAUGAAAUGCCAGAGAGAGAUACUGUGAGUUGGAAUACGAUAUUAGACGGGUAUGUUAAGGCGGGAGAGAUGAAUGCGGCAUUUGAAUUGUUUGAGAAGAUGCCGGCCAGGAAUGUUGUGUCCUGGUCCACGAUGGUUUUGGGUUAUAGCAAGGCCGGGGAUAUGGAUAUGGCGAGAAUCUUGUUUGAUAAGAUGCCUGUCAAGAACUUGGUUCCGUGGACCAUAAUGAUAUCGGGGUAUGCUGAAAAGGGGCUUGCUAAAGAUGCAAUUAACUUGUACAACCAAAUGGAGGAGGCUGGAUUGAAGUUUGAUGAUGGGACUGUUAUUAGUAUUUUAUCUGCCUGUGCAGUUUCUGGUUUGCUUGGAUUGGGUAAGAGAGUUCAUGCCUCCAUUGAGAGGACCAGGUUUAAGUGCAGCACUCCAGUGAGCAAUGCAUUGAUUGAUAUGUAUGCAAAGUGUGGUAGUUUGGAGAAUGCCUUAAGCAUCUUUCAUGGAAUGGUGAGGAAAGAUGUGGUGUCUUGGAAUGCCAUAAUUCAAGGACUAGCCAUGCAUGGACAUGGUGAGAAAGCACUUCAGCUCUUCUCUAGAAUGAAAGGAGAAGGGUUUGUGCCUGAUAAGGUCACCUUUGUUGGUGUCUUAUGUGCAUGUACCCAUGCAGGUUUUGUUGAUGAGGGCCUUCAUUAUUUUCAUGCAAUGGAGAGAGAUUAUGGGGUUCCUCCCGAAGUUGAGCAUUAUGGUUGCAUGGUUGACCUUUUGGGGCGUGGUGGGCGUCUUAAGGAAGCUUUUCGGCUUGUACAUAGCAUGCCAUUGGAACCAAAUGCAAUCAUUUGGGGUACCCUUUUGGGAGCAUGCCGGAUGCAUAGUGCUACUGGACUUGCAGAGGAGGUGUUUGAUCGUCUGGUUAAAUCUGAGCUAUCAGACUCAGGGAAUUUAUCUAUGUUGUCAAAUAUUUAUGCUGCAGCAGGAGAUUGGGACAAUUUUGCUAAUAUAAGGCUAAGAAUGAAGAGCACAAGCAUCCAAAAACCAUCAGGGGGUAGUUCAAUUGAAGUGGAUGAUGAGGUUCAUGAAUUUACAGUUUUUGAUAGAUCACACCCUAAAUCGGAUAGAAUCUACAAGACGAUUGAUGGGUUGGGCCAGCACAUUAACAAGCUGACUACGAGUAGUUGAUGCAGAGAACUGUUUGGGAAGGAAUAUUGCUGAAGUGGUGCUUAUACUGCAUGCAUCCUCUCAGUCCAAGUGGCAGGAGCACUUUGGCAAAAGCUAUAUUGGACAAUAUUUAAGAAAGGACAUCCUCAAGGAUGCUUUUCCCUAUAGCUUCUUUAGGCAUGAAUUGGCUGCAGUUACUGAAGAGAAGAGUGUGGCAUUGCUUCUUGUAUGUAUACAUUGUACACUCAUUCAAGCUUCUGGCAACUCUCAAUUGUAUUAAAUUUCUAGACAAUUAUAAAAUGAGCCUUACAAUAAUCAUGUAAUAUCUUGUCUCCUAUGACCAUGUUGACAUCACACAUCUGAUAUGGUUCUUGUGUCUUUUGAACAAAAUACCAGUUCAUUAUCACAAUGUACUUGCUUCACUGAGAGUAUAACACUGGAGACUGAUUGAUAA
This is a messenger RNA of Vitis vinifera (wine grape), 2434 nucleotides long. RefSeq names its product pentatricopeptide repeat-containing protein At3g29230. The transcript has a single exon. Gene Ontology annotation, biological process: RNA modification. The coding region runs from base 217 to 2001 and encodes 594 amino acids. Gene Ontology annotation, molecular function: protein binding; RNA binding. Lineage: Eukaryota; Viridiplantae; Streptophyta; Magnoliopsida; Vitales; Vitaceae. The record is from RefSeq and is a predicted model, not a curated record.